Molecule: messenger RNA, 1521 nt
Organism: Coniosporium apollinis CBS 100218
Lineage: Eukaryota; Fungi; Ascomycota; Dothideomycetes
Exons: 3
Coding region: 1-1521 (506 amino acids)
Source: RefSeq, a predicted model, not a curated record
AUGGGGCUUUUAAAUGUACGGGAACUCCUGCCGUUCCCUGGCAACGGCGACAACUCAACGGAUACGAUUAUCAAUGGCGUGCACUUCAAUACCACAGCACUCGAACACUGGAACUACACCCUCUACAGCAACAACACCAUUUCAAACAACUCGAGAUGCUUCAUCAUAUUCGAAAAAUACCAGCCACACUUCCUCAGCAACGGCAGCUGGAUCAACGCGACGACAUGCUAUGUACCGAUAAACGGCAUCGGCACGCGCGGAAAAGUUGGCAUCACCUUCGCGGCUCUCUUCACCGCCACCGUAAUGUUCACUUUGAUCAACCUCCGCAAACACGGGAAGAUGUAUCUUCGAGAAGAUAAGAGAUUCCGAAUCAUCGGCAGGCGGUGGCAGUGGUAUUGGAUGUUGUUUGUGGCGGGUUGUGCGAUGAUCAGCACCAUCACGGGCAUUGACAUUGAGCGUAAUUACCUGCAGAGCACCGCUAUCAUCCUGCAGAGCUUCUUCUAUUCUCUCAUGUUCCCCGGCACCCUCGCUAUGGUCUGGGAAGCCACGCGGCACUGGGGCUCCUGGCAAGAGCGUCAGAUUUGCGAUAUCGACCCAUACCGGCUACCCCAGGAUGACAAACGUAGCAAAAUCGAAUUCUAUCUGCCGCUGGUCUUCUAUCUAUUCGCUUGGAUGAACUUCUUCAUGACCAUCCCGCGGUCGUGGACAAACAUCGAGCGCCAAAGAUCAGCGUGGCAGCAGGCUCACUUCGCCGAGACAUCAGCUACGGAUGCUCGGUUCAAAGCCGGAGCCAUCAUAGGCGUCCUAGCCUGGUUCGUAAUACUAUACUCGCUCCGCCACUCCCUUCACUACUACAAGCCGCAAGCGACCGGUCUCUGGAACAAGUUCAACAACUUCUGCCACCACUGCCCGACAAAACUCUUCCUCAUCAACCUCAUCCUUGCAAUCCGCCUCGCCUACUCCAUCGCAUCCGCCUGGAUCUGGCGCAUCAGCCUCCUCAAAUACGACGUCGACCCAGUCUGGCCCUUUGCGCUCGGCUACGCGCCGACCCUGCUGAUCAUGAUCGUCCUAAUCAUCUACGGCUACAUCGAGGAGAACGAAGACAAGCAGCUCAUCGCUAAACGGCGCGAGCGCGGCCGCUCCAUCGACUCCGAGCUCGGCAUCGUCAAGAAGCCGAGCUGGUGGCGCAAGAUGAAUGGCGGCAACUUCAUGGAUCCGGAGGCUAGGCUCAGGGCCAUGACGACGGAGGUCGGGGGCGGGAGGCCGACUGGUCGGAAUAUUCGCGCCAAUGUGGAGUUGGGCAAUAUGAAUGUCGUGAGGAAUCGCUCGAGGACGAGGCCGUCGGAUAACCCGUUCGCGGAUCCAAGCCCGACGGCGAGCGAGAGGAGACCUUCGGUAGGCAGGACGGAGAGUGAUGCUGGUAGCACGAUGACGGGCGCGACGGGCGCGACGGGGAUGACGGGGAACACGUUGACGGAGACUGCGCAACCGCAGAGGAUUAGGAGUAUGUUGGACAUUUGA